AUGACGCUCAGCCUCUCUCUGACAGCCCGGCGCUAUGCGGGCACCUCCUCAAAGACGCAGGUGUAUCAUGAGGGUCUCAUCCACACGGAGUUUACCACGGAACUGAACAUCAACAAAGAGACUCCCGUCAUCCCUAUUUUCCGCAUUCUUACUCCGGAGGGUCAUCUCGAGCAGGGCUGGGAAAAUCCCUUCUCCAAGGAGGAAACGAUCGACAUGUACAAGUUCAUGGUGCGCCUCAGCGUAUGGGAUAAUAUGCUUUACAACGUGCAAAGGCAGGGUCGUUUCUCCUUCUACAUUCAAAACCAAGGAGAGGAAGCCACUCAGGCUGGCAUCGGCAAAGCCCUCAUGCCCGAAGAUCAUAUCUUCUUGCAAUACAGGGAGUUGGGUGUGCUGAUGAUGAAGGGCUUUACACUUGAAGACACUCUUGGCCAGUUGCUUAGCACCAAGCAUGAUGAAGGCAAGGGAAGGCAGAUGCCUAUCUCUUACUCGAAGCAGAAGAUCGGACUGCACACCAUCUGCACGCCUCUCACCACUCAAGUGCCUCACAGCAUGGGGGCGGGAUACGCGUUUCGCCUCGGGAAUGAAAAGCGAAUUUCCGUUGGAUUCUUCGGGGAAGGAGCUGCAAGCGAGGGUGAUUUCCAUGCUGCCGCCAACUUUGCUGCAACCUUGAAGGGCAACACGCUGCUUGUCUGCAGAAAUAACGGCUAUGCCAUUUCCACCCCCGUGAAGGACCAGUACGCUGGCGAUGGUAUUGCAAUUCGAGGCAUCUCCUAUGGCAUGCGCACCAUCCGAGUGGACGGCAACGAUCUCUUUGCCUCUUACCUUGCCACCAAAGCUGCGCGCGACAUUAUUCUUGAAACUCAAGAGCCUGUUCUCAUGGAAUUCAUGACGUACAGAGUCGGGCAGCACAGCACUUCAGAUGACAGCUCAGCGUAUCGCCAGCCUGGGGAGCUGGAGGCGUGGAAUGCGUCUGGUAUUCUCCCGAUCGCCCGUGUGCGUAAGUACAUGGAUCAACAGGGGUGGUGGAGUGAGCAGGAGGACGAGGCAUUGCGCAAAGACGCGCGCACUGUCAUGCUGGCAAAGAUGAAAGAGGCUGAGAAGGUGAAGCGGUGGCCGAUUUUGGAGGGCCUCUUUGCCGAUGUGUGGAGCCACCCAGUAGACACUCUGGAGGAGCAGAAGGAGGCUUUCAAGAAGCACUUCGCCGCUCACAAGGAUAAGUACAACCUCAGCAAAUAUGAGGGUCUGUAA
Molecule: messenger RNA, 1248 nt
Organism: Cyclospora cayetanensis
Lineage: Eukaryota; Apicomplexa; Conoidasida; Eucoccidiorida; Eimeriidae
Product: 2-oxoisovalerate dehydrogenase subunit alpha, mitochondrial
Exons: 9
Coding region: 1-1248 (415 amino acids)
Biological process (GO): branched-chain amino acid catabolic process
Molecular function (GO): oxidoreductase activity, acting on the aldehyde or oxo group of donors, disulfide as acceptor
Source: RefSeq, a predicted model, not a curated record